Molecule: messenger RNA, 10983 nt
Organism: Anopheles coustani
Lineage: Eukaryota; Metazoa; Arthropoda; Insecta; Diptera; Culicidae
Gene: Ufd4
Product: E3 ubiquitin-protein ligase Ufd4
Exons: 10
Coding region: 823-9984 (3053 amino acids)
Biological process (GO): anatomical structure development; proteasome-mediated ubiquitin-dependent protein catabolic process; protein K63-linked ubiquitination
Cellular component (GO): nuclear speck
Molecular function (GO): metal ion binding; protein binding; ubiquitin protein ligase activity
Source: RefSeq, a predicted model, not a curated record
GUAUCGGUACCUGAGGCUGGUUGGCAUCUUUGUUUUAACUAAUUUAGUUCACACAUUUUUAAUUGAACAAUUUGAGAAUAGUUUACCGUGCGAGUGAAAGGCAAGAAGAAAGUGUUGCAACUGCCGAGCGAAACUGGUGUGGAAGCAGUUGCGCGUGCCGUAAAUUUAUGAUUUGUCCACGAGGGGGUAGCGAAAAACACAGGGCGACGAAAAUCUUGCAUAAUUUUCUGCCCUUGCCUCCCAGCAGUGUGUAGUAUUGUGUGCGCUAUUCUUCGGGUUUUGGGAGGAUCUAAUUUUAUCGCCCGUUCGUUGAAAUGAAGAAAGAAAAGUGAACAAGGAUUACUACUGCCUGUAAUAUCGAAACACGGGUGGGGGGAGGAAAAGGAUUGGCAGAAGCAUAUUUGCAAGUUUUGUGGUGGUUUUUCCAUGGCCCUUAACAUUUUAUGACGGCCAACCAACUGAUGUUUAGGUUUUUCGAUAGUGCUGUGUGAUUGAAUUUGUAGCUGCUGGAAAACAAAACUAUUCAGUGACGAAGUGGGUGGGGCUUUGGUGAUUGCUAUGUGUUACGAGUUGCUAUAAAUCGAAAGCUGUAUAUCUGGAGUGAAUGUAAAACACACAGCGCUUUUACCUCCCAGGAGAGUAGUUUGUGAUCCACCGUGUUCGUUCGUCAAAUCGAUUCAUAUGACUACCGAAAUCAGGUGAAUACAAAAAAAGAGCGCAUGGUGAAUCGAAGCGGGCAGCAGCAGCAGCAGCAAACAGAGAAACCAGCCUAGCGAAGGUUACUUUUGAUUUUCGGCUGCCACAGCGACGCGCUUGCCUAGGAUGGGUGACGUUGAUCCAGAAACCCUUCUAGAAUGGCUGUCGAUGGGCCAGGGGGACGAGCGGGACAUGCAGCUGAUUGCUCUCGAGCAGCUCUGCAUGUUGCUGCUAAUGUCGGACAAUGUAGAUAGAUGUUUUGAAAGUUGUCCACCGAGAACGUUCCUUCCGGCGUUGUGUAAAAUAUUUUUGGAUGAGCUGGCCCCAGAAAACGUACUGGAGGUGACGGCACGAGCAAUCACCUACUAUCUGGACGUUUCCUCCGAGUGCACCCGUCGCAUCGUCGCCAUCGAUGGCGCCAUCCGGGCCAUCUGCAACCGGCUCGAGGUGGCCGACCUGGAGAGCCGUACUAGUCGUGAUCUGGCCGAGCAGUGCAUCAAGGUGCUCGAGCUGAUCUGCACCCGGGAAGCGGGUGCCGUCUUCGAGGGCGGCGGUCUCAACUGCGUGCUCUCGUUCAUCCGCGACAGCGGCUCGCAGAUUCACAAGGACACACUCCACUCGGCGAUGGCCGUAGUGUCGCGCCUGUGCACAAAGGUUGAGCCGCAAGGUGCGAACGUGCAGACCUGCGUGGAGAGUCUCAGUACGCUCCUGCAGCAUGAGGACCCCCUGGUGGCUGACGGGGCACUAAAGUGCUUCGCAUCAGUCGCCGACCGUUUCACGCGCAAAGGCGUCGAUCCGGCACCGUUGGCCGAGUACGGACUGGUGGCGGAGCUGUUGAAUCGGUUAGGCAAUGCUGCCGGAGGGCCACAGAUCUCGUCUGGCGGCGCCACCACUACCACGAGCUCCUCGAAUGCGUCGGCAGCCGGGAACAACUCACAGCAGCAGCCGCAGCCAUCGGAGUCAUCGCCCUCGACGGCGCAACUGUCUUCGUCGGCGCCAAAGUCGGCCCAGGGAGCGAUGGAAGCCGGACGAUCGAGCCAGUCGAUCGCCACCACCAUAUCGCUCCUGUCGACCUUGUGCCGCGGCUCGCCCUCUAUCACGCACGAUCUACUCCGCUCUAACCUGCCCGAGGCGAUGGAGCGGGCCUUCAAGGGAGACGAGCGGUGCGUGCUGGACUGUAUGCGAUUGUCUGACCUGAUUCUGUUGCUUCUGUUCGAGGGCCGGCAGGCGCUGGGGCGCGUCGGGUGCACCCAAGGUCAGCUGGCGCCGCGUGUGAAGCGGGCCGACUCGAGCACCGAGCGAACCCAUCGCCAGCUGAUCGAUUGCAUUCGCAGCAAGGACACCGAGGCCUUGAUCGAGUCGAUCGAGUCGGGUGGGAUCGAUGUAAACUGCAUGGACGACGUCGGACAAACGCUCCUCAACUGGGCGUCGGCAUUCGGUACGCUCGAGAUGGUCGAGUUUCUGUGUGAUAAGGGCGCCGACGUAAACAAGGGUCAGCGCAGCUCGUCUCUGCACUACGCGGCCUGCUUCGGGCGGCCCGGCAUUGCCAAGGUGCUGCUGAAGCAUGGUGCCAAUCCGGAUCUGCGCGAUGAGGAUGGCAAGACGCCACUCGAUAAGGCCCGCGAGCGUCCGGACGAAGGCCACCGGGAGGUGGCUUCCAUUUUGCAGUCCCCUGGGGAAUGGAUGACGGCGGCGACGCGGUCUGACGUCAAGAGCGGUGACAGCGUGCCGGGCGAAGGCGAAGGAGAGCCACGCGGCGAUCCGGAGAUGGCACCGGUGUAUUUGAAGUUUUUCCUCCCCACGUUCUGCAAGACUUUCCAGAGCACGAUGCUUGCCAGUGUGCGUCGAUCAAGCUUAGGACUCAUUAAGAAAAUGAUUCAGUAUGUUCAGCCGGAUGUCCUUUCCAAGCUCUGUUCUGCCGAAGGACUGCAAAGCUACGAGCAAAGCCUCGGAACGCUGCUAGUCGAAGUCAUCGCAAGUGUACUGGACAACGAGGAUGACGAAGAUGGUCAUUUGGUGGUACUUACAAUCAUCGAAGAGCUUAUGUCUAAGACGCAGAACGAUUUCCUCGAUCAUUUCGCCCGGCUGGGCGUGUUCUCAAAAGUGCACGCACUGAUGGGAGAACCAAGCUUCGCCGAUGGCAACGACAAUAAUGAUGUGAUUAAAUCAUCCUCCGACGAAACGAAACCCCCGGUGGCGGCAGCAGCAGUGGAAGUGACCACCGCCGGACAGGGCAGUAGUAGCGGCGGAGGUGCUGGGGUAACUUUGACCACCACCGCCACUCCAUCGUCCGCCGCAGCUCCGACGGUAGCGGUGGAGGACGCUAAAGAGAUUCUGCACGGUAAAGCUUACCAUUGGCGCGACUGGAGCAUUUGCCGGGGCCGCGACUGUCUGUAUGUGUGGUCCGAUUCGGCCGCGCUGGAACUUUCGAAUGGGUCCAAUGGUUGGUUCCGGUUCAUUCUGGAUGGCAAACUGGCUACAAUGUACUCGAGUGGCAGUCCGGAAAAUGGAAGCGAUAGCUCGGAGAAUCGCGGGGAGUUCCUAGAAAAACUCCAGCGAGCGCGUGCAGCGGUUCGACAGGGCAGUGUCUCUCAACCGAUUCUGUCGUCCCCGAGCCUUGCCCGGAUAGCUGUAGGCAAUUGGGUGUUGCAGAGCCAGAAGGAGCAUCAGUUACAUAUCAACAAUUCCGAGGGCCAUCAGGUAACCAUCCUGCAGGAUGAGCUUCCCGGGUUUAUCUUCGAAAGCAACCGCGGUACAAAGCACACUUUCACGGCGGAAACAACGUUGGGACCAGACUUUGCGGCCGGAUGGAUCAACACGAAGAAGAAGAAACUGCGCUGCAAGAUCGAGGCACAAAAGUAUCAAGUGAAGAAUUUGGCACGUGACCUGUACAACCGAUACUUCAAGGCAGCUCAGGCCGUUCCGCGUGGUGCCGUGGCAAAGUUGUCGAAAAUAGUCCAUCAAAUCGAGAUCGCUCUCGAAGAGCAACAAUCCAUCCCAAAGACAACGCUAAAUGUACGGUCUUCGCAGCAGCAGCUGCCGGGAGCUGGUAGCGCCAGCUGGCAGGAGAAGCUGUACAACGCGCUAACCGAGCUGGUGCACCUGUUGAACGAAGAUGGCGUCAUAAGUGCGUACGAGAUGCACAGCUCGGGGCUGGUACAAGCGCUGGUAGCGGUUCUUUCGCGCAACUACUGGGAUUUGGGCAUCAAUCGCAACAAGGCCAACAAGUACCACAAGCAGCGGCUAUCGAUAUUCAAAAAGUGUAUGUACGGUGCGGAUGCAAAGAGUGGCAAAAAUACCGCGUCGAUACUCGUACAAAAGCUGGUCGCGGUGCUCGAAAGCAUCGAGAAGCUCCCCAUCUAUAUCUACGACUCGCCGGGUGGAAGCUAUGGUCUGCAAAUACUCACCAAGCGGCUCAGCUUCCGACUCGAACGGGCGGCCUGUGAGCAGACACUUUUCGACCGUACCGGCCGUAACCUUAAGAUGGAACCACUGGCUACGGUAGGCCACCUGAACAAGUACCUGCUGAAGAUGGUCGCCAAGCAGUGGUACGACAUGGAGCGCUCGUCUUUCCUGUACCUACGCAAGCUGAAAGACGCAAAGCCUGGUACGGUGCAGUUCCAGCAUCAGCAGGAUUUUGACGAAAACGGCAUCAUCUACUUCAUUGGCACGAAUGGCAAAACCUCGGAGUGGGUUAAUCCGGCCCAAUACGGACUGGUCACGGUGACCAGUAGCGAGGGGAAGCAGUUGCCGUACGGCAAGCUGGAAGACAUCCUCUCCCGGGAUAGUGUCAGCGUGAACUGCCACACAAAGGAUAACAAGAAAUCAUGGUUCGCAAUCGACCUGGGAAUGCACAUCAUCCCGACAGCGUACACUCUACGGCAUGCGCGCGGUUACGGCCGUUCGGCACUCCGUAACUGGAUGUUCCAGCUGUCGAAGGACGGAGUCAACUGGGUAACGGUGCUGACGCACACGGAUGAUAAAAGUCUGGCCGAACCGGGCAGCACUUGCACCUGGCCGCUCGAUUGCCCUUCGGAUGGGGAUGGGCAAGGCUUCCGGCACGUUCGCAUUCAUCAGAACGGACGGAAUGCGUCCGGCCAGACGCACUACCUCAGUCUGAGUGGAUUUGAAAUUUACGGCAAGGUUCUGUCGGUCUGCGAGGACAUGGGAAAGACGGCAGCCAAAGAGAACGAGGCGAAGAUACGCAAAGAACGGCGCCAGAUCCGGUCGCAGCUAAAGUACAUCACCGACGGUGCCCGAGUGGUUCGUGGCGUCGAUUGGCAUUGGGAUGACCAGGACGGCAAUCCGCCCGGUGAGGGAACGGUAACGGGCGAAAUUCACAACGGUUGGAUCGAUGUCAAGUGGGACCAUGGUAUGCGUAACUCGUACCGCAUGGGAGCGGAAGGAAAGUACGAUCUGAAGCUGAACAUCGAUGGUUUUCUGGGUGUCUCAUACGACCUGCACAACAGUACGUCCGCCACGGUCGUUGCUUCCGGCAACAAUCAACUCUCCUCUUCGAAUACAACGAAUCACCAUCAGAGUGAAGGCGGUGCUGGCGGUGGUGGUUCUUCUAGCAAAAAGAAACUGUACGAUAAAUCCUUGAACGUCCUCACGAGCCGCAAGUCAAGCUCGACCCCUAGUCUCCCGGAAGCCACGACCGAGAACCGUUCAUCCGUCGCGUCCACCGAGCAGGCAACGUCGGCCGACAACCUGUCCUGGAAGCAAGCGGUCGAAGUGAUUACCGAGAACGUGCUCUCGUCCGCUCGCUCCGACUUGGCCACCGUUGGAAGCGGUGGCAGCAGCAACGAUCUUUCAUCGUCCGUACUGGCCGCUUCCACGGGCACGCAAAACAACAACAACAAUCUAGGUGGAGGUGGCCAGAACAGCAGUCAGGAGGAAUCGGUCAUCGUUCACCUGUCGUUUAACGAGCGCGGAAACAAUCUCGUCCCCGAUCUAUCGCAGAUCAACUGCAGUACCUCGAUGCUGCUCUCCGAUCUGGCUACGAUCACGGAGAACCUAACCCUGUCGGAGGCAGGCGCGGAUGCGAAACAAUCCGAAUCGGCGGCCAACGCCGAAGGCACCAGUGGCGGACAACAGCAAUCAUUCGUUAGCAAUAUUGGCGGCAGUGGAUGCGUUUCGGUGCUGGGAAUGGGUGGAUCCUCUUCAUCCUCCUCUUCGUCGUCAUCGUCCACCGAGGAGAACAACAAGACGAACAACAUCAACGAAACGAACAACAAGAUCAACCUUAACAGCAGCGUUGUGUCGGCGGGAGGCAGUAGCAGUGUGGCCGGUGGAAAGAGUGGCCAAUCGUCAUCCUCCUCCUAUCUGCAGUCGAAACUGGACGUACUGGAUAAGAUGCGCGAGGGUGUGGAUAUGUUGCGCAACUCCACCAACGAAUUUCUUUCCGCCGAAUACUUGGCCCAAUCGAAUUUACUCUCGUCGGUGAAGAUCGCUCUCCCUUCGGUGCAACCUAAUGCAACUUCUUCGACCGGGGGAGGCGGCGCGGUUACGGCAUCCUCCGGCACGCCGGGUGGAACCACUAUCUUCGUGGCAAACACAAGCACAAGCACAAGCACCAGCCAGCAGCCGGGCGGUGCUGAGGUGCAGACACCUUCCGAGAAGUUUAACAACACGGCAAAUGCAGCUGCGUCCAGCGUUAGUGGAGCGAAUGCGUUCAAAAAGUUCUUUAACGAAGCGAAAACGUCGGUUGAAGUGGCGGAGAGUCGUGAUGUGACGAACAAUUUAAAGAACAACAUCGUCGUGGUUGGCACGGAAGGAUCUUCUUCUUCGUUUUCGAGCGACAAUCCCACGACCGGUAGUUUGGUUGCGUCGGGCAUCGAUGGAAUAAAUGUGGUCCCGGUGUUGGUUGGCUCGUCGUCCAACCCGAUGAGUGUCAGUGUGCCGAAUCUGACCAGCAGCAAUCAACAGCAUCACCAUCACGGACACCACCACCAUCACCACCAGAGUCAGCAUCAUCCGGAAAGUUCGACACUUUCGAACGACAGUCAACAAGGACCACCGCCAGGUUUGCUGGAAACGUUCGCCGCAAUCGCCCGUCGCCGUACGUCCGGAAGCGGGGUGACAAGCACUCUAAACGCGACGUCAAACAACGUUUCCUCGACCAACAACAAUUCAUCUUCGGCAUCCUCGUCUUCAUCAUCGCAGCAGGCUUCGUCGACCGUCGCUCCGAUUAACAAUCAGUUAAUAAGUGCAGCGGGAGGAACGGCUGCGGGUGUGGUCACUAGUGGGGGGCUGCAGAAUAACACCAGUUUCUUCGCCCGUGGACCCAACUCCGUCACGAGCUUGGUGAAGCUGGCCCUGUCCAGCAAUUUCCACAGCGGCCUACUAAGUACCGCCCAAAGUUAUCCGAGCUUGAGCAGUUCAUCUUCGAUGGUAAAUAAUAACGGCUCGGGUGCGGGCGCCAACGGCGGCGGCGGCGGCGGUGGCAAUGGAGGAGGAAAUAAUAACAAUGCAAACAACGUGGGAUCGGCCGGCGGUGGUGGUGGUCAGGUGAAUCCACUUAACCCCGCGCUCACGAUGAGCCUUACGUCCACCUCGAGCGACAGCGAACAGGUUUCAUUGGAGGACUUCUUGGAGCAGUGCCGGGCGCCGACCCUGCUGGGCGACCUGGAGGACGACGAGGACAUGGAGGAUGAGAACGAUGACGAUGAAAACGAGGACGAAUACGAAGAGGUGGGCAACACGCUGCUUCAGGUGAUGGUUUCGCGCAACCUGCUCUCCUUCAUGGACGAGGAAACGCUCGAGAAUCGGCUGGCCGCGGCCGGCAAGCGUAAAUCGUGGGACGAUGAGUUUGUGCUGAAGCGCCAGUUCUCGGCGCUCAUUCCCGCGUUCGACCCACGUCCCGGGCGGACAAAUGUCAACCAAACGAGUGAUAUCGAGGUACCUGCGCCGGGAAGCAGUCAAAAACCGACGGCGUCCAUCGCCGACUCCUCGGAACCAUCGUCGUCUGGAAUCGCGGGAGGGCCCUCAGAUCAAGGUUGCCACACAGGAGGAGGAGGAGGGAACACACUCCCACAGCCUUCUCUCUCGCUCGUUCUGCGUGGACCGAACAUUAAUGGCGUAAGCGACGUGGAGGUGGAAUUGACCCAUUCCGAUUGGACGAUUUUCCGAGCCGUGCAGGAGCUGAUGCUUCAGACGAGCAUGCCGAAGCAGGACAAGUUCCGCAAAAUCUGGCAACCGACGUACACCAUCAUCUACCGUGAGGCCAGCCCCGGAUCGUCGUCGUCGCUGGGGGGAAAGGAAGAUUUUAGCAGUGGCGGCGAAGAAGGUCGAGCGACACCGAUUAUCUCUCUCUUUUCGCAGCGAAGCCACGGGUCGACUCUCUCGCCCAGCUCCCCGAUUCCAGAGACGACGUCCAUGUCGGGUGCGGUCGGUGGAGCAAGUGUAACCGCGUCGGGUAUGACGAGCGUUCAGCAUUGUUCGGUUGAGGACGUUCUUCAGUUGCUUUCGCAGCUGAAUAGCAUCAACCAAUCGCUAUCUUCCGCACCGACCAACAACGACAAGAACCUAAUCCCGGAUGUGGAGUCAAACUACCUAAACCCGGAGGUGUUUAUGAGCAAGAAGAUCACUAACAAACUGCAGCAGCAAAUCCAGGAUCCGUUGGUUCUCUCAAGCGGAAGUCUGCCGAAGUGGUGCGAAGAGUACAACCAGAGCUGUCCCUUCCUAUUCCCGUUCGAAACGCGCCAGCUGUACUUUAGCUGCACGGCGUUCGGUGCCUCACGGAGCAUCGUUUGGUUGCAGUCGCAGCGCGAUGUCAGCAUGGAACGGCAGCGUGCCCCGGGCCUGAGUCCACGCCAUGCCGAUCAGCAUGAAUUCCGCGUCGGUCGUCUGAAGCACGAGCGCGUCAAGGUGCCGCGAGGAGAGAAACUCCUGGACUGGGCCCAGCAGGUCAUGAAGGUGCACUGCAACCGGAAGUCGGUGCUCGAGGUUGAGUUUGUCGGUGAGGAAGGUACCGGACUGGGGCCUACGCUCGAGUUUUACGCACUGGUGGCUGCCGAGUUGCAGCGCAGCGAUCUCGGCAUGUGGCUGUGUGACGACGAAGAGCCGAAGCUGAUCGAGGACGAGAUUGAUCUGGGCGAGGGAAGCAAACCGGUCGGAUACUACGUGCGCCGCUCGACGGGUCUCUUCCCAGCGCCGCUACCCCAGGACGCCGAGAUCUGUGAGUUCGUGUCGAACUACUUCUGGUUCCUGGGAGUGUUCCUGGCGAAGGUGCUCCAAGACAAUCGACUGGUGGAUUUGCCGCUUUCGAAUAGCUUUUUGCAGCUGCUCUGCCACAGCCGCUCGAUUGCUCGCGGAUCGUCGUCGGUGCGUGAGCUGACCGGUGGCAAAACAGGUGGUGGACCGGCGGGAGGCUGUGAAGACAUCAUGGUGUCGUCGAUCAUGUCGGAGGAGAGUGAUCGCGAUCGUGAUAUGCUGGUCGAUUCCUAUCAAUCCAAGAUGGCCGCCAGUGACGGAGCCUGGUACGAUGGUAUCCUGUCGCAGGAGAACCUCCAAGAGAUCGACCCGAUUCGCUACGAGUUCCUCAAGGAGCUGCAGGAGCUGGUUCAGCAGAAGCAAAACAUCGAGCAAAACGACAUGCUCAGCUCGGAGGAAAAGUUACAGCAGAUAAGCGAGUUGAAACUUAACACAAAAACCGGUUGCGUGGCGCUGGAGGACCUUGCGCUCACCUUCACCUACCUGCCGAGCUCGAAGAACUACGGCUACGUGUCGUCCGAUCUCAUCCCCAAUGGCUCGAACAUCGACGUGACGAUAAACAACGUGGAAGAGUACUGCAAUCUCACGAUCGCGUUCUGUCUGCAGGAAGGUAUAGCCAAACAGCUGGCCGCCUUCCACCGUGGCUUCUGCGAGGUGUUCUCGCUGAACAAGCUGGCCGCAUUUACGCCGGACGAGAUCCGUAAGAUGCUGUGCGGCGAGCAGAAUCCCGAGUGGACCCGUGAGGACAUUAUGACGUACACGGAACCGAAGCUUGGUUAUACCAAGGAAAGCCCCGGUUUCCUACGGUUUGUCAACGUACUCAUGGGAAUGAAUGGAUCGGAACGGAAAGCCUUUCUCCAAUUCACCACCGGCUGCAGCAGUCUACCACCGGGCGGGCUCGCCAAUCUGCAUCCCCGGCUGACGGUGGUGCGAAAGGUGGACGCGGGCGAGGGUUCCUAUCCCUCGGUGAACACGUGUGUGCAUUAUCUCAAGCUGCCGGACUACCCGAACGAGCAGAUACUUCGCGACCGGCUGCUGACUGCUACCAAGGAGAAAGGGUUCCACUUGAACUAAAUCAAACUGUUACUGUUAAAUGUGUUGUUUAAAAUGUAUGAAAUGAACUGAAAAAUUCGAGGAAACGAGAGAGGAGGCCGAUGGUGUGUGUGUGUGUGUGUAAGAGGAUAGAGCUGCCAGCAAUGUGGAGCCAUUUCCCCUCCAUCGGGGGGAGGCUUAGGUUAGCUGAAUAAUAAUGUCAAGUAUUUGGUUAUGCUAAAGAGUAAGGGACCGCCAGGCGGGGGGAGAGGAGUUAACAUUUGUCCGGUAGUAGUAGCCGAGAGAGCUGAGAUAUAAAGAUAAGUAUCCAAACCAGAUUAUAGAUGAAAUAUAACACUGCAACUUUCACAACUCCUCCUCCCUUUCGCAGAAUAAAGAAGUUUAAAAACAAAAAACGCUGAUGCUCUUGCACACUCCUCUUGCAGCAACACUCGUUUUUUUGCGAUAUGAAUGAUGCAUCGAACUUAAAAGAUGAUUAUGUACACGUUAAAGUCUCCACCUUAAAAUUACGGAGCGCCCGAAGAAUUUAUGUGAACAGAUAUAAAGUUCUUUGAAAAAAAAACAAAUACAGAACAAUAAGCUUUUGUAGAACAUGAUGGAAAACUCGUUUUAAAUGAAUGAUUACCGUUGCCCAUUUAGACCACCCGGCACAUAAUAUGGAACGAGCGAGUGAAACGAUCCUUCACAUUGGUGCUGAAAAAAUGAUCAUAUGGCGAGUGGAUGGAUGCUUGCAAACUAACUCUUUGUUUUAUUCGUGAUUGACCUCUUCGACGCAAGAUGGAUAACUGAAACAGCUUAACCAUUUAGAUUAGAUAGAAUAAAUGAUAACGAUGAACAGAAAAUCACAAAAAGAGGAAACAUUAGAAGCUGAGUGUGUGCAACUGUGUGUGUUUGGUGUGCGGAAUAUGAUGAAAAGGAUUCUACUAACCAGCUCAAGAGUUGUGUUUUUCCACUUGGGAAACGAAAAAAAAAAACGUGUUGAGAUUCAAUCAGCAGCACUCUCACCUGAACUAAACAAAA